AUGACAGCCAGCGAUCACAUUCACCCGUCUGAGCGGGUUCGAUGACAAAGAAACUUGCUUGAUUGGUGCUUUUUUUGCAGGGAGCCUCGGCGACACUCGGAGAGAUUGAAGACGAUUUGAUGGGAUGGGGCGAUGAUGAUCUCGACACCACUUUGAAGCAGGUACUGACAAUGUGUUCUUCUGCAACAAAAACCAUUCAAUCCCUCUUUUUGCAGCAUCGCGAGGAGCAGCACCGACAGCUCCAGCUGGAACACGAGCGUCGUCUUCACCAGAAAAAGAUGCAAAAUGCGGCCACACACCAUCUCUGA
Molecule: messenger RNA, 308 nt
Organism: Caenorhabditis sp. 36 PRJEB53466
Lineage: Eukaryota; Metazoa; Nematoda; Chromadorea; Rhabditida; Rhabditidae
Source: the annotation of a GenBank genome assembly